Messenger RNA from Pieris macdunnoughi, 3495 nucleotides. Lineage: Eukaryota; Metazoa; Arthropoda; Insecta; Lepidoptera; Pieridae. The record is from the annotation of a GenBank genome assembly.
AUGAGGAUAAGAAGAUUAUCAGCGUUCUUUUGGGCUACUUGCAUUAUAGCUUUUAUAUUUAUUCUCUAUGUUGUUACUGAUCUAACAUUUAAGCUACCCAGCAUCAAACCAGCUAUCGUAGAACUUGAUGAUAGUAAGUGGUCUUCAUUUGAGUCAAAGCUACGCCACAUAGAGAAGGAACUAAAUGAACAUCAUGCAGUAGUCGGAGAAAUAAAAACGGCAAUGGAUCAAAUUGUGGAUCAAACAAAUGAGGUCAAUCAUAUGAAAAAGCCUAAAAUUACUAAGAAACAGUCAAAAAUAAGAGACUUUAAAGUGGUGGGAGAUGAGCCACCAAGAAUGAAAAUUAAGACUAAAGUUAAUAUGUCAUAUUGCCCUAUGAAUCAACAGACAUCUAAAACAGAUAUUCAGAUGUUAUCAGUCUAUGAAAGAAUAAAGUUUGAUGAUAUGGAUGGUGGUGUCUGGAAACAAGGUUGGGAUAUUGAAUAUAAAGAGAGCCAGUGGAGUAGCAAAAAUAAACUUAAAGUUUUCAUUGUGCCACAUUCUCAUAAUGAUCCAGGAUGGCUUAAGACGUUUGAAAAUUACUACAAACUACAAACAAGGGCAAUAUUUACUAACAUGGUGGAGAAGUUGUCAGAGGGGCAUGGUAGGAAGUUUAUUUGGGCAGAGAUAAGCUAUCUUUCUCUAUGGUGGAAUAUGGAUGCAACAGAGAGAGAAAAAACUGCUUUCAUAAACUUAUUGAAAUCUGGCAAAAUCGAAAUUGUUACUGGAGGAUGGGUGAUGAACGAUGAGGCAAACUCUCACUGGUUAUCAAUCAUUCAACAACUCACUACCGGACACCAGUGGUUGAUCGAAAAUCUGGGAUAUACACCACGAAACAGCUGGGCCAUUGAUCCGUUCGGCCAUUCCAGCACUCAGCCAUACUUGCUAAAGCUGGCUGGUUUCGAAAAUUCCUUGAUUCAGCGCAUACAUUACAGAAUAAAGAAAGAGUUGGCCCGCGACAGACAUUUAGAAUUCAGAUGGCGACAAUUGUGGGAUGGAACGGGCAAAACAGAUAUGUUUACACAUAUGAUGCCAUUCUAUUCAUAUGACGUACCUCACUCCUGUGGCCCAGAUCCUAAGAUAUGUUGUCAAUUUGACUUCAAGAGAUUACCCGGUAAUGGCGUGAAUUGUCCUUGGGGUAUAGCUCCAAUUAAAAUCAUUCAGAAAAAUGUAGCUGAAAGAGCGUCAUUAAUAUUGGACCAAUGGCGUAAGAAAUCACAACUGUACCGGAGCAAUGUGGUACUUUUUCCUCUCGGUGACGACUUCCGGUACGACCGUCCAAAUGAAUGGGACAACCAGUAUUCGAACUAUGAAAUGUUGAUAGAUUAUAUCAAUAAUAAUGACGCCUGGAACGCUGAGGUGCAAAUAGGAACACUUAGCGACUACUUCAAAGCCCUGCACGAAGAAAUGAAGCUUUCCGACUUUCCCGUGCUCUCUGGUGAUUUCUUCACGUACGCAGACAGAAAUCAACAUUACUGGAGUGGAUAUUUCACUUCGAGGCCGUUUUAUAAGAAUAUGGACAGGAUUUUAUUAGCGUAUGUAAGGGCAGCAGAAAUUAUAACAUCACAAGCGGUGUCAUCGAAAUCUGUGACGUACAUUACAUCUCUACAGUUAAGGGAUCGUGUGGAAAGGGCUAGGAGGGCAUUAUCACUGUUCCAGCAUCACGAUGGUGUCACUGGUACGGCGAGGGAUGAUGUGGUACUUGAUUAUGCGAGCAAAAUGCUUCAAGCGAUAAAAGACAGUCAAUCUGUCAUACAACAAGCGGCUUUCUACCUCUUAAAACAACCAGCCAUUAUCGACCAAAAUCAAGAGGAUAUUUACUUCGAAGUUGACGACAUCUGGCGAAAGAAUAACGAAAUUCCAGCGAGAAUCACGAUUGCGCUGGACGAAGUGUCGCCAUCUAGGCGUCUAGUGCUGUAUAACGCUUUGGCAUUUAGACGACAGGAAAUAAUAACUGUGUUUGUUUCUUCGCCACAUGUUGAGGUAUUUGACCCCGAAGGUAGUCCGAUAAUGGCCCAGAUAUCGCCCGUUGUGUCGGGUGAAAAGCGGCUAGGUUUCGCCGCGAACAAGUUUCUUCUUUCCUUCCCUGUGACGAUUGAUGCGCUCGCACUUACAGCGUACAGCGUGUCGCUACGGGACAGUAUGACUAUUAACAAGUAUACGUCAUACGCCCGUGUACGCAUUUACAACGCGGACUACUGGAACAUUGAUGAACUUCCGAAGAUGUUCGCCAUUGAGCAGCCCUCAGCCCGAUUAUCCGAUGACGUCACCAUACAAGCGGGCAAUAGUACGCGAGUGCUCGCGAACAAGCAUGGCCUUAUUAAAGCCAUCAUAUCCACCGACGGAAAGACCACGCCGGUGCACAUGGAUUACGUUCAAUAUGGCACCCAAAAAAUGACAGAUAACAAUAGUGGAGCGUAUCUUUUCAUCCCGGACGGUCCCGCCCAACAGUUCAACUUGGACGCGUAUCCCGAACUGGUCAUAACCGAAGGACCAUUUAAGGCAACACUUUACACCGCACUUAUUGGUCCGAAGGCUGCUGACGUCAUUUUAGCUGUGUCUGUAUACAACAACCCCUCACUGAAGCAAAGUGAGGUGGAAGUGACCAACACAUUACUCAUAGACCCACAUGUGGAUGACUUGGAAUUGGCCAUGCGGUUCUCUACAAGUAUCAAAAAUGGAGAUGUCUUCUAUACUGAUCUUAAUGGGAUGCAGAUAAUAAAACGGCGGUACUUCGAAAAAUUACCGCUUCAAGCAAAUUUCUACCCACUUGGAUCGAGCGCGUUUAUUGAAGACGAAAGCUCUCGUCUUACCAUUUUAGCGUCUACGCCCCUUGGUGUAGCGGCUUUGCAGUCCGGACAGAUUGAAAUAAUGCAAGACAGACGUCUCUCCCGCGAUGACAACCGCGGAAUGAACCAAGGUGUAUUGGACAACGUACGGACGAGACAUACAUUCAAACUUAUUGUUGAACAUGCGCAUACGCCGUGCUCGCAUAAACCGUUCGACCACCCAAGCGGGUACCUCACACUUGGAGCUCAUGUCUCCCAACAGUGUUUACUUCAGCCCCUUAUAACAAUGCACUACACGGCCAACGAGAACUCGCCCAGGCCGAGCUAUUCGCGAUCCAUCACAAAUGCCGCCGACGUUAUACUCGCCUCCUACCGGUCGCAUGUUGCUGUUAAGAAUAAGGACGGAUCCGUCUACCACGGUAUGGGUUUGACGGUACAACGCGUUCAUUUGGACACUUGCUUUGGUAACGCGGCCAUUUCCAAGUUUUACCCUAGUGGCGAUGGACAAGUACAACUCACAGAUAUGGUAGACGUCCAACCGGAUCGAGUAUUUGACAGUUCACUCACAUUCCUCCACAUUCGUUCACCCGUUCCCGACGCUUCACUCGUUCUCUGCCCCAUGGAGGUGCGAUCCGUAUUCAUCAAUUAUACUCUGAAGCACGGCUGA